Ustilago hordei is the source of this 876-nucleotide messenger RNA. RefSeq lists its product as uncharacterized. The coding region runs from base 1 to 876 and encodes 291 amino acids. The record is from RefSeq and is a predicted model, not a curated record. NCBI's taxonomy places the organism in Eukaryota, Fungi, Basidiomycota, Ustilaginomycetes, Ustilaginales, Ustilaginaceae. The transcript has a single exon.
AUGCCCCCUCCCAACCAUUCCGAACGCAUCGAAUCCCUGGAGGACCAGGUUCGUUCCUUACUCGCUGCUCUCAAUGCUCGCAACACUCAAGAACCGUCCAAUGACAGCGCUGCAACUCGACAAGGGUUCCAGUCCAAGGAACCAGAGGCCUUCACUGGCGAGCGAGGCCACCUGGAGGCAUUCCUAGCCCAGGUCGAUGUGUUUCUGCGGCUCAACCCAGGGCGCUUCAUCAACGACUCCGACCAGAUCCUCUGGUUAUCCACACUCCUGCGUGGAGUUGCUCACCAGUGGUUCUACCCCCACCUUAGCGCCGUCAACCCUCCCGCCUGGCUCACAGACUACCCCUUAUUCAUCAAUCAACUACGUGUGGUCUUUGGGGACCCAGAUCGUAUUGCCACUGCCAAGCGGGAGAUCGAGGUUCUAUCCCAGACCACCUCAGUAGCCAACUACCUCACCCAAUUCCGCCAGCUGCAAAUGACCCUCAAUUGGGGUGAAGACGCCAUGGCUUGGUUCUUUUAUCGAGGACUCAAGGAGAACGUCAAGGAUGACCUUAGUCGCUCUGGCAAACCAACUGACCUGGAAACCCUCAUCCAGAGAUCCCUCGAGAUCGAUAACCGUAUUGCGGAGCGAAUCUCUGAAAAGAAGAGGAUGAUCACCCGGUCGGCAAACCCUACACCCAUGCCUGUCUCCAACCCUCCCAUGGCUCCAGCAGCCGUCCAUCCCUCCUCACCUUCCGCCCUUCGCGCCCCUCUUACCACAGCUGGAAAGCUGGACCCGGAAGAAUACAAGCGGCGCCAAGCAAACAACUUGUGCAUCUACUGUGCUUCUUCAGAGCACGUUGUCACAGAUUGUCCUAUUAUCAAGUCAAAAAAAUAG